AUGGCGGCCACGACCGGCUUUCGUGGUGACUACCCAAUCGAAAAUCUCACGGCAGCACACCAUACGACCGCUGCGAACAAGCCCUUAAAUCAAGGCAUUCGAGCUUACCAGGCAAAGACCCCAGGUCCUCAUAGAACACCGUUCAGAGCCCGCAACGAUGAGAACGCACCGUUGAACACAGUCAAAGCCGCAAAGAAUGUCUUCGUGACGCCAGCUCCCAGAAUAGCAGCUCGAGCGCCUCUAGGUGCCAAAACCACAAAUGCCAAGGCUCAAGCAUUUCAGACUCCAGCUCCAGGCUUGAAGCCAGCACCCUCUAAGCUUGAGCAGACCCUGAAGCGUCCCUCAACCACUCGUCGUUCCGUCAAGAAGCAGGUCUUCGUUGACCCACAACCAGCGGCUGACUCUGCUGAUGCGCAGCUGGAUGAGGACACAGACAAUGAGCCAGACUUUGGCUAUGCUCCUCCGGAAGCCCAACCCCUGCCAGAUUCACCGAUAGACUUCAGCGAAAUCGAUCAAACAUACUCGGUCCUUAAACCGGAGAACAUCAAUCGUGGUAUAGAGCAAAUCUACUUCCAGUCACCUAAGGAUGAGAAUGGUUUUUCGAUCAGUCAGAAGAAGCAGGAAGAAGAGGACAAAAACUCAUUACAACAAGAUCUAGAAAGCAUACUACAAGUGCCUGUCAUUAAAAACUCAGACCCAGAUGACCAAGUGAAGGCAAUGAUUGCUGCUGGACCAAGAUCCUCGAAAUCUCACUCCAGAACGAAGUCGCAAGCUCAACAAUCACAAGUCGAUACCAUCAGGGCUCGUAGUGCCGCCUCGGCCCUAUCUCGUCCCACCACUGUGAGAAAACAUCAAAGACUCCCAUCUACAGCAACAAAAGAUACGGCAUCCACCAAGUCAAAACGAAAGCCUACCUUUGCCGUCGCUACAGACAUUGCGCCACCUCGAUCCGUGCCUGGACCAAUCUCCAGAACCACAAUCGGCUUCCCCAAAGCCAAGAAACCAGCCUCUAUCCUACCAACCGCCACUCAGAAACAGCCACUGACAGACCGAACAGGCAUGUCCUCUAAGGUCCAACGACCAUCUGAGCACGAGCUGGCCCAAUCUCAGAUCUCGCCAAGAAAGUUCGUCGAGCUUUACGGUGAACCGCCAGUCGAGAGUGAGAUGUGGUUCAGACUCAUGGCGCUUGAGAUCAAAGACAGACACAGAGACGAUGUCGAUCGUCAAGAAGAGGAUAACAUCUUCCAACUUGAUAUGGAUCAGGACUUGGACGACAAACUUAGGAUGCGAUCUCAUGUAGAGGAAGACUUUGAGCUGAACCUUGACGACUUCUAA
Messenger RNA from Lithohypha guttulata, 1335 nucleotides. RefSeq lists its product as uncharacterized. The record is from RefSeq and is a predicted model, not a curated record. The transcript has 2 exons. The coding region runs from base 1 to 1335 and encodes 444 amino acids. Lineage: Eukaryota; Fungi; Ascomycota; Eurotiomycetes; Chaetothyriales; Trichomeriaceae.